Messenger RNA from Archocentrus centrarchus (flier cichlid), 1994 nucleotides. RefSeq names its product ribonuclease T2 (gene rnaset2). Gene Ontology annotation, molecular function: RNA binding; ribonuclease T2 activity. NCBI's taxonomy places the organism in Eukaryota, Metazoa, Chordata, Actinopteri, Cichliformes, Cichlidae. The record is from RefSeq and is a predicted model, not a curated record. The coding region runs from base 165 to 893 and encodes 242 amino acids. The transcript is spliced from 10 exons. Gene Ontology annotation, cellular component: extracellular region. Gene Ontology annotation, biological process: RNA catabolic process.
GACGCGACUGUAGGACAUAAACAACAGACAACAGGCUGCGGGCUGUUUGUGUAUGUGCGAAAUACUUAAACCGAGACAGGUUAUCUGUACAGGAAACUGCUCGACGUUUAUCUAACUACUAGGAGUUUCGACUGUGACGUAUCCGACACAAUUUGAGGACAGCCAUGAGGCUCUGCUACCCUUUACUGGUAUGCCUGGCAGCAGCUGCAUCCUCUGCUUUCAUAAUUUCAUCCCAACAUGUGUGGACCAAAGUGAUCCUGACCCACCACUGGCCGGCCACUUUUUGUUCAAUGGAACACUGUCAUGCCAACUUUAGCUACUGGACACUACAUGGAUUCUGGCCAAAUAGCGGCACUUUCUGCAAUUCAUCAUGGCACUUCAACUCUUCCCAAAUACAGGACCUGCUGCCAGACAUGAAGAAGAGUUGGCCUGACUUGUUUAAGCCCUCGUCUCCUGAAUUCUGGAAAUACGAGUGGCGGAAACACGGGACAUGUGCAGCCGAAGCCAUUUCCCUGAACAGCCAACAUAAAUACUUCAGCAAGGCACUGGAACUGUAUCACAAACUGGAUUUGGACAGCAUCCUGAAGAAGUUUAAUAUCAGCCCUUCUGAAAAAUACUAUAAUUUUUCAUAUAUUGAAGGAGCAAUAGAAAACUUCUACAACGUCAAACCCAAGAUCCAGUGUGCCAAUUCAGCAAAGAAUGAUGGUGUCCAGGUUUUGGGGCAGAUUGAGUUAUGUUUCAACCCUGAUUUCACCCUAAUAGACUGUGUGGAACAAAUUUCCACAAAAUCUGUUUCUGAUACAGAUUUGAAUGAACCCAUGGGUGUUGACAAGGCAUCAGGCUUAAGUGUGUGUGACUAUGAUGUGCCAGUUUACUAUCCACCUCUUCAAUAAAAUACAUACACGCACAAAUUGAAAUUCAUCAGCACACUAAGAUCCUUCUUUUUUCUUUUUUUUUUCUCUCUUUUUACACCAAUACAUUUUGUAGGAAGCCUUUGUCUUCCAAUGCAAAGUGCCCAGAGUGUACUAUAUUUUUGCUAUACUAUAUCUGAAAAAAAUAAUCUGAAUAAAAUAACACACACACACAUCUUGUUUACAAAUGUGGUGUAAUUUAGCACACAAACACCGAUUGAAUUCUAUUUUUCUCAGGGUACACACUGAAUAUCAUUUCUGUAUUAAUAAUACAAUAAUGAAAAUAUGCAAAACAAAUGGGAUCAGUCAGUUCAGUUGGGGGUGUUUUUUUCCAAAUGCAUUAAAAUUCUGGCUGUGACAAGUACUUGAAUAAAAACUACCUUUGAGUGAAAUGUUCUUUUUCUGUCCUACAAAAACCAGGACGCACACUCGUGCACACUCCACUGUCACUUUGUGCUUUGCUGGAAUUAUAUCCCCUUCCCACUCCUGCGAGUAGAUAAGCCUGCCAGUGCACAGCAUGGGUUUUUCUGCAGCACAGCAGGGGGCAUCAUGGUAAUUUCAAGUCAGGGCGGGCAGGCAGUUUAUAUACUACACAUUUACAUAUCUUCUUAGUGCACAUCUUUUGUUAUUGUUUCUACAUUGUUGUGCUUAUAUGCCACCUAUUGCAUGUCAUCACUCCUCUUUUUUUUUUUUUUUUUUUGGCAGGAUUGGAUUUUUUUAUUGCAUCAAUGUAUUUUUUUAAUUUGAUAAUUAGAUUAUCUAACACAUCAAAAUAGAUUGUUUUCAGUUCUGUUAUGAGUAAAAUUCAUAUUUUGACAGAUCAUCUUUAUAAGUACAUAAUGCCAUUUUGUAACUGCUACACAUUUUAGAAAUAAACUAGCGAUAAAAUACUAUGUGCCACUUUAUAAUUGCCAAGUAUGUGUUUGAUGUUUCCUAUUUAGGAAUGUGUCUAUAAAUAUGAACUGUAUACAGUAAAUGCUUUGUUUACUUUUAUAUUCAUUAGGAGAUGUGAGUCUUAGCACAGUACAUCACACAAGAUGUCAUGCAAGUUCACAGCACAACAGUUUUUGCUGACCUAUGGCC